GAACUUUAAGAAUGGUUAAGAAUUGAGAAGAAAGUUAAACAUAUAACCUAUAUACAGUUUUAUCGGAACACAGUUUUUUUUCCACUAAAAUGAAUAAAGUUCAACGAUGUCGGAAAGCAAUUAAACAAUUAUGCUUCGCUUAUAUACCUCAAAUCAAUUUGUUAUUUAUUCGAAAUUAUAGUAUAGAAGGAGAUUUAAGUAUAAAUGUAACAAAAGACAAGAGACAAAGUAAGAAAACAGAAUCCGCAAAUUUCGAACAAAUUUCGCAGUUUUCAAAAGAUCAAGUUGAAAAUAAUCUAGUAAUUCCAAGACAGGAUACUUUCGCUUCAUUACUUCGGCAUUCUAAAUUCAUAGAUCUAGGAAAUCCAGAAGGAAAAAUAGUAUUGGGAGAAAUUUUUCAUAUUAUUAAUGAUGAUUUAUAUAUUGAUUUUGGAUGGAAAUUUCAUUGUGUGUGCCCAAGACCUCAAAAAGACUCAUUGCAAUAUAAAAGAGGCUCAAAAGUCAAAUUAUUAAUAAAAGAUUUGGAAUUAUCAACACGAUUUUUAGGAGCAUCUACAGAUCUAACAAUGUUAGAAGCAGAUUGUAUUCUUCUUGGUUUAGUGCAUACUUUAUCUGACAAAAUAAAAGUGUAAUUAUUUUCUUAAAUAAAGAAGAAAAGUUUAAAGAUUAAAUUA
Messenger RNA from Apis florea (little honeybee), 674 nucleotides. It is a transcript of the gene mRpS28, whose product is annotated as mitochondrial ribosomal protein S28. The record is from RefSeq and is a predicted model, not a curated record. NCBI's taxonomy places the organism in Eukaryota, Metazoa, Arthropoda, Insecta, Hymenoptera, Apidae. Gene Ontology annotation, cellular component: mitochondrial small ribosomal subunit.